AUACAGUUUCAAAAAAACUGAGAAGGAGGGAAAAGUAAUUUUAGUUACUUUUGUAUGGAUUUAAAGAUGACUACAAACUUGACUGAAAAGGAAAUUGAAGAGUUUCGUGAGAUCUUCAACAUGGUGGAUACUACCCAUAGCGGGAAGAUCACAAAGCAUGAGCUACUUCGCCUAAUGGACCGGUUGAAUCUUCGUCCAACAGAAGAAGAGCAACUCUCUAUGCUGAACAAUGUCUUCGAUAGUGCCUUUUCACAUCCUAGUGGGGAAGGUGGGAGCAAAGAAGGGAGGGAAAGCCUUUCCAAAAGCGGAGAGGACGGUAAUCGAGGGAGUAUAUCGAAUAGUACGAUCGAUUUUAACCAAUUCGUGGCGAUAAUGGCGAAAAGGGUGCAGGUGGAGUACACGCCUGAGCAGCUGCGGAAUGCAUUUAGGCAAUUCGAAACCGGCGACCUCCCAUUUGGGGUGGUAUCUACAAGUGUCCUCAAGCUGGCUUUGAUGACCUACGGGUCUGAAAGACUUAGCAGCGAGGACGCCGAUAAGCUCAUUGCCGUUGUGGAUCCGAAGGGGACAGGGGAAAUCAACUACAUUGACUUCGUUUCUAUCAUUUUUGAUAAAGAAUAA
Phytomonas sp. Hart1 is the source of this 618-nucleotide messenger RNA. The record is from the annotation of a GenBank genome assembly. Lineage: Eukaryota; Euglenozoa; Kinetoplastea; Trypanosomatida; Trypanosomatidae.